AAAAAAAUACAUAUUAUCAACACCGAAUCUCAAACACAACCUCUCUUCAUCUUUUUGUUUCCUCCAAGAAUCUGAAUCUGCUUUACUAUUGUGUAAUCAUGAUGAACAUCGACGAUACGACGUCUCCAAUGGCCCACCCGAUCGGUCCAUCUCAGCCUCUUUCCGACCAAACCAAACAAGAUCCGCCAAGUUUGCCCAGCGAAGCAGCUUCUUAUGUUUCCGACAGGAAAGAUCUAGCUUUGCCUGAAGAGAAACCUAAACAGAAUCAAGAAGAAGAGAGAGUGGACACUGGGAGAGAGAGGUUAAAGAAGCACCGGAGAGAGAUCGCCGGUAGGGUUUGGAUACCUGAGAUAUGGGGACAAGAAGAGCUUCUUAAGGAUUGGAUCGACUGUUCAACGUUUGACACAUGUCUAGUCCCUGCCGGAAUAUCGUCUGCACGUGCUGCUCUCGUAGAGGAAGCUAGGCGAGCUGCUUCAGCUUCUGGUGGGUUACAUAAUCGUUGCUUGAUCUUACGCUGAAUCUAAUAUAAUAAGAUACAUACUUAUAAAUGUGGUUCUUGUUCCUCAAUAAUAAUAUAAGGCACUAUUGUUACAUUGUUGAUAUAUUCUCACUCAUUUUACUCAUAACUUUAUAAACAUUGCAAGUUGCU
This is a messenger RNA of Arabidopsis arenosa, 649 nucleotides long. The record is from the annotation of a GenBank genome assembly. NCBI's taxonomy places the organism in Eukaryota, Viridiplantae, Streptophyta, Magnoliopsida, Brassicales, Brassicaceae.